AUGGAAGAUGUGUAUAAAAGAUGCGUAGAUCCUUCUUGUUUUGACAGGGAUCCUUCCAUCAAGUCAACACGUAAAUAUCCUCCAGAUAGAGGUGAACUUGGUAAUGCUGGUUGGCUUUUCCUACACACUUUAGCGUCAAAAUACCCCAAAACGCCUGAUGAGGAUACCAAGUUGAAAACCUUGGCUUUUUUGUAUUCAUUUGCUGAUAUGUAUCCCUGUUCAGUGUGCAGGGAUAGCCUAGUUGAUAUUUAUAAACGUUUUCCUCCUAAAGCUGAGUCUCGGGAAAGCCUUGUAAAGUGGACUUCAGACAUCCACAACUGCGUAAACGAAGAGAUUGGAAAACCCUCUGAAAAAUACUCUCUCCAACAACUUCUGGAAAUGUAUCCUCCAGACUGA
This is a messenger RNA of Theileria annulata, 396 nucleotides long. RefSeq lists its product as uncharacterized. Lineage: Eukaryota; Apicomplexa; Aconoidasida; Piroplasmida; Theileriidae. Bases 1 to 396 code for a protein of 131 amino acids. Gene Ontology annotation, molecular function: flavin-dependent sulfhydryl oxidase activity; flavin adenine dinucleotide binding. Gene Ontology annotation, cellular component: mitochondrion. The record is from RefSeq and is a predicted model, not a curated record. The transcript has 2 exons.